AUGGCUCUGUGCAAGCUAAAGCUUUACCAGAAUAGUGGAGAUCCUAAAAAGGAUCUCCACAGAUGCCUUCUUUUUUUGUCACAGGUUUUUCAUUAUUCUUACACUGCUUCAUAUGUGAUUUAUAACAUACACACAAGGGAAGUUUGGGAGUUAAACCCUCCAGAAGUAGAGGAUUCAGUUUUACAGUAUGCAGCCUGGGGUGUCCAAGGACAGCAGCUGAUUUAUAUUUUUGAAAAUAACAUCUACUAUCAGCCUGAUGUAAAGAGUAGCUCAUUGCGCCUGACAUCUUCAGGAAAAGAAGGAAUUAUUUUUAAUGGAAUUGCAGACUGGUUAUAUGAAGAGGAACUUCUUCAUUCUCAUGUUGCCCACUGGUGGUCUCCAGACGUAGACUAUAACACCUUUUGCUGGAAAGAGUAUCCAAAAGGAAAGCAGUAUCCAUAUCCUAAGGCAGGUCAAACAAACCCAACAAUAAAGCUGUUUGUAGUUGAUCUGUAUGGACCAGCACAUACACUGGAACUGAUGCCACCUGACAGCUUUAAAUCAAGGGAAUAUUACAUCACCAUGGUGAAAUGGGUAAGCAACACCAAAGCUGUGGUGAGAUGGUUAAACAGGCCUCAGAAUAUCUCCAUCCUUACGGUUUGUGAAACCACAACUGGGGCUUGCAGCAGGAAAUAUGAAAUGCAGUCAGAUCUGUGGCUUCCUAAACAGAAUGAAGAACCAGUUUUCUCCAAGGAUGGCAGUAAGUUCUUCAUGACUGUCCCAGUGAAGCAGGGAGGCCGGGGCGAAUUUCACCACAUAGCUAUGUUUAUUGUUCAGGCUAAAAGUGAACAAAUCAGCGUGAGACACCUGACAUCAGGAAACUGGGAAGUUAUCAAAAUCCUGGCAUAUGAUGAAAAUACUCAAAAGAUUUUUUUCUUAAGCACUGAAGAAUCCCCAAGAGGAAGACAGCUACAUAGUGUAUCAACAGUGGGAUCUUUGAAUCGUCAGUGUCUCUCAUGCGACUUCUUGAAAGACCAGUGCACAUACUUCAGUGCAAAGUUUAGCCCCAUGAAUAGGCAUUUUUUACUGCACUGUAAAG
This is a messenger RNA of Fulmarus glacialis (Northern fulmar), 1078 nucleotides long. Its product is annotated as inactive dipeptidyl peptidase 10-like. The annotation marks the transcript as partial. Lineage: Eukaryota; Metazoa; Chordata; Aves; Procellariiformes; Procellariidae. The record is from RefSeq and is a predicted model, not a curated record. The transcript is spliced from 13 exons. Gene Ontology annotation, molecular function: dipeptidyl-peptidase activity. Gene Ontology annotation, biological process: proteolysis.